This is a messenger RNA of Exaiptasia diaphana, 1643 nucleotides long. RefSeq lists its product as uncharacterized. The transcript is spliced from 2 exons. NCBI's taxonomy places the organism in Eukaryota, Metazoa, Cnidaria, Anthozoa, Actiniaria, Aiptasiidae. The record is from RefSeq and is a predicted model, not a curated record. The coding region runs from base 6 to 1169 and encodes 387 amino acids.
CAAACAUGGCGUCCAUAGAAGAAGAUUUCAUAUGGGGAGACGAUUUUGAGGCUAAUUUAGACAUGCUGGAGGAUGAUAAAGAUAUAGAAGAGCAUUUCUUAUCAACAGUAAAUGAAGCCCAAAAACAAGAGAUUGUUUGUGAAGAAUGUGGAAAGAAAUACAAAACAAGAGGUGGAUACGAAAGACACAAGAUUGCCAAACACAGACGUCCUGAAAUUGACCUGACGCCAUUCAGCUCUAGCCUUCUUGAAGGAAUCGUUUCAAGUGCAGUCGAAAACUCAGCUGGACUAUUUGCAGAAUGCUUGAAGAAUGAACUCAAUAGCUAUACGUAUAAGCCUCUCCAGGAAGGAAGUGCCGAGUUCUCUACGUUAAAAACAUUGUAUGAUGACUACUUAAAGAAUGGAAACCUCGAAAAGUUCUAUAGCAAAUAUUAUGCUACGAUUGCUUCKAAAUCUACUACAUAUUUCUGUGGGUUGUCGAGAAACGUGGCCACACUUCUGUCUACUAAAGUUGCCGACAAAUUAAUUGCUUUCUGUAAAAAGCAAAGGGAAAGUCCAGAUGAAACAACCUCCUCGACAGCUGUACAUGUAAGUGAGAGAGAAAUGGCUGGUCUCCAGUAUCUUGGAGGAUAUGUUCUCCACAAACUGCACAAAAAGCAUGCAAGAGCCAGUAGCAGGGAAAGUCAACAAACCAUGGCACUUCUAAAAGCAGGGAAAUUGGAAAACUGUAGUGACUCAAAUCAAAAAAUUAUCUCAAGCUUAAAUCGUAGAGGACUUUGGAGCAUUACAGUGCCUGCACAGAAGAUAUUUUUAAAGACAGAGUGCUUGUUUAGGCAGCUUACACCAAAUGUUGAUUUGCAUGGUGUUGAUCUUGCUGGUAUAGCACAACAGGCCAUCAGGGGCAGUGAUAUACUUGCCAAUUUUAAUUUGAURAUAGUAGAUUCAGACAUUAAACCAGACAGCCAUGUACAAAAGGAUGUUUUGUAUGGCAUCAUUAAGUUAUAUAUACAGGUUCGAGCAUUWUCAGUGGCUAAGGAUAUUAUUCAAAGAUACAAGAUCCUAACAAAACAAACAAAGGCAAAAGCUCUACGUAAGGAGAUUAGCAGGAGCCAAAGUGAACAUCAACAUUGCUGCAUUCCAUCAUAUUUUCUAAUGACAAUGCAAGAAUAAGUAGAAAACAUCAGACCUGUUCUUUCUUUUGUUUUUGUUCAACUGCUACACACUACAUGUAAAUAAUGAGUUACAAUAUUCAUCGAUGAUCAUCAAUGUGUACACAGUCAUAUGAAAAACACUCUUAUUGUGUCAAAAGUGAUCUAAGCUGGAAAUAAGAUUUUUUAAAUUAAUUGGUGUAAUGUAUUAUGAGAAGAUGAAAACAAAAGUUAAAAGAAGACACUGAAAACUAUUUGUAGAUAAUUUUCAAUAAACUUAUUACAGUUCAUGUUUUCUAAGAUUUYGUAUAAUAAUGUGUUACUUUAAUAUCAAUUUUUAUGUGGCAAUUGUAUUUGUUGGAAAGCUGCUAUCAUACUAGUUUUUAUGUAGCAAAUAUAAAUUGUUAUAUAUAAAAAAUUGCCCAUGCAGACUAACAACACAUAAAAUGUACCAACUAUUUUGAUUGAUUUCUAUUGUCAAAACAACCAAAUAAAA